Messenger RNA from Cotesia congregata, 942 nucleotides. NCBI's taxonomy places the organism in Eukaryota, Metazoa, Arthropoda, Insecta, Hymenoptera, Braconidae. The record is from the annotation of a GenBank genome assembly.
AUGAGUAAAAAUAACAUAAAAAUGAGUAUUUGGAAUAAAUUACGAAAUUCAUGUGGCUGGCGAAGUGGUGCUAAACAAAUGUCAAUUGAUGCAAUGAUACCAAUAUUUGCCGUUCCGGCAAUAACCAUUGUUGCUGCUCAAACUGUUUAUUUUACAGUGAUAACAUUUAUAACAACGCCAGUUAUUAUUUAUCACUUGGAUCACAACUUUCUGAGAUUUUUACCCAGGUCGAAAUUUUUUUUCAUGUGGACGAUCACCAGUGUCGUAAUGAUGUUGCUAGUUUUUGAAACGUGUGUUGUGCCUCUAUUAGAAAUUUUACCAGAGGAGAAUUUAGUUUUUGUAGCCGGAGUUAUUGGAGGCUUUUUUUGUGGACACAAAACCAAGAUAAAAGCCGAUUGUUUGGCUCAGGACGGAGCGGUAUUAGCGGUGGCUCAAGAAUUGGAGUUAGAAAAAGGUAUCAAUGGUACUGAGGGUGAUGAAUUUUGCGUAACGUGUCGCAAAAAAGCACCACCACGUGCUUAUCAUUGUCGGCUCUGCCAAACUUGUGUGCUAGGCAGAGAAUAUCAUUGCAAAUGGCUAAAUUGUUGCAUCGGAGCCAAUAAUUUAAAAUGGUACCUUGGAUGUUUAUUUUGUUCAACAUUGGCCUUUAUAUAUGGAUCUAAUCUCACGAUGACAAGUGUGUGUCAUCCUUUUAUUCUCAUUGGAACUCUUUUGCUGCCCGAUGAUUGCAGCGAUGUCUAUCAUCAACUAGACCUCGCACUUUGUUUUGUGUCUGCUGUCUACAGUCUGAUUGUCGGAUUAAUAGUUUUCAGUUAUUUAAUAUACCAUUUAUGGCUGAUAUAUUUGGGCACAACAGCAAACGAACGAAGACGUCUCACCUCAGCUGAUAGCCACUCAACAAAUUAUAGAUUACUUACAAGUAUUGCACAACUAGUCUGUUAA